ACCAUGAUAAGCCUCCACCACAGCCCCCGCCUCUCCGCCAACCAGUGCGGCUCCGUCGUCACCCAAACCAUCCAGGCGCCGCUCCCGCUCGUCUGGUCCGUCGUCCGCCAGUUCGACGAGCCUCAGGCCUACAAGAAGUUCAUCAAGAACUGCGGCCUCAGCUCCGGCGACGGCGGCGCCGGCAGCAUCAGGGAGCUCACCGUCGUCUCGGGGCUGCCGGCCGAGCGGAGCACCGAGCGCCUCGACCGCCUCGACGACGAGUCGCAUGUCAUGGUGGUCAGCAUCAUCGGCGGCGAUCACAAGCUCGUCAAUUAUCGGUCGACGACGACGCUGCACGAAGGAGGAGGCGGCGCCAGAGAUACGGUGGUGAUGGAGUCGUACGUGGUGGACAUUCCCGCGGACAGCUGCGAGGAGGACACGUGUCUUUUCGCGGAGACUAUAAUCCGGUGCAAUCUCAAAUCCCUCGCGAAGCUUGCCGAAAAAAUGGCUGAUCAUCAUCUAUAG
Molecule: messenger RNA, 504 nt
Organism: Salvia splendens (bonfire salvia)
Lineage: Eukaryota; Viridiplantae; Streptophyta; Magnoliopsida; Lamiales; Lamiaceae
Product: abscisic acid receptor PYL11-like
Exons: 1
Coding region: 4-504 (166 amino acids)
Biological process (GO): abscisic acid-activated signaling pathway
Cellular component (GO): cytoplasm; nucleus
Molecular function (GO): signaling receptor activity; abscisic acid binding; protein phosphatase inhibitor activity
Source: RefSeq, a predicted model, not a curated record